AUUACACUCACCCCGGGGAAACCCGGAAGAUCUAACCCUCUGCGUGGCCAUGGUGGCCGCCUGCGCGCCACUGGUGGAGCAGAAGCGACGGAAGGGCCUCAAGAGGGCGCGGCCUCGGAAGAAACCUGCUGCUGGUUUUGAUCUCGCAGCGCUUUCUCCGGUCGAGGUGGAGGAGUGGCUGAAGUCCAUCGGCUUUGCCAAAGUGGCUGAAGCUGCGAGGUCGCGGGGUGUCUGUGGCUUAGCCUUGCCACAUUUGGGCCAUAGUGGCUGGGAAGAGCUGGGCAUUGCCAGUGCGGUUGACCGUGCAAAGAUCAUGGGAUACCUGGCCGAACUUGAAGAGAAUGGCUACGAGAAGAAUGCUGCUUCUUCGUCGCCACCGCCACCUGAUUCCGCUGAAACGCAUGGCGGGUCAGCGUGGCGACGCUUGAAGCAGCGCGUCCGGCGGAUGGACAUUGCAGUGCCGGUGGAUCACAAGAAGCUGUGGUUUGAAAAGAUGGCAAGGUCAGGAAAGGCGCCAGAAGAGAUCAAGGACUCACUGGCUGCGCAGAUGGAUUCCUACAACCUCCUGACGCUUCUUUUAUUGGCCACCGUGAUUCCCACCGCAACGGGGGUUUGCCAAGAGAUGCGCUGGGAUGAUCAAGGGUGGCCCUUGAGCCGGACGCGCUUUGCAUACCUGGUCUUCAGCGCAUUUUUCAGCUUUAUGCUUUAUGCUCACUUCGGUUGGUCGCACAUUGCCAGUGUGAUGGUGGCGGACGUGAGCAACGCGAACCUGCGCGUGUACAUGGAGUCCAUUGGAAUUCCAGUCUUGACGGAGCUGGGGAUGCUCUUUGCCAUGAACUUCUUCUGCUUCUUCUUUUGGGUGAUUUUUACCAUGGUCGCCCUCAUCUCGGAGGAUGCACACUGGAUAGUGUGGCUCAUUGUCGGUUUCGGCGUGGGCUUUGCCAGUUGGCUGGCAGUUCACUUCAUCUCCAAGGUCAUGGCACGGUCCGGCUUUGAGCACCAUCUCACUGCUUGCCCGUUCUAUUUGAGACUUCAGGCCCAUGCGGGCCUUUUCUCGAACGAUCCUAUCCCUAUCGAUCCCAGCUUACCACGGAGAACGCUGCUGGAACUCUUGUCGCAGCGGGCUCUGCAGGAGCUAGAUGGCAAACAGGAGGAAGCCAAAGAUCAUGGCGAUGGAUCUGAGCACCGCGAGGAAGCCGAAGAUCAUGGUGAUGGAUCUGAGCACCGCGAAGAGGGCGCGGCCACAGCUCGCGAGGCGGACGACGUCUUGUUUCACGCGGUGUCAGUGUGAAGCAACGCUGACCCGCAUCGUGCUGGUGAAAA
This is a messenger RNA of Durusdinium trenchii, 1323 nucleotides long. Lineage: Eukaryota; Dinophyceae; Suessiales; Symbiodiniaceae. The record is from the annotation of a GenBank genome assembly.